Messenger RNA from Penicillium salamii, 1065 nucleotides. NCBI's taxonomy places the organism in Eukaryota, Fungi, Ascomycota, Eurotiomycetes, Eurotiales, Aspergillaceae. The record is from the annotation of a GenBank genome assembly.
AUGAAGCUCUCCCUCGGCUCAGCCCUUGUGGGCCUGGCAGUUGCCCAAGCAUCCACUGUCAAGUACAGUGCUGUUACAGGCUAUUUCUUACAAGAUGAGGAUUCCACCGAUGCCUCUACAUUUGACUAUGUGACGGAGAAUUUCGGCUUGAUCAACCGCACUUACCCCGCGGACAAGCACAAUAAGAAGCACCUCACUCAAUGGGAACGCUUCUACCACCAAGUUUCCCGUUUCAAUGAGGAAUCCCCCAAACAUGUCGAGUACAAGGUUCUGUUCUUGGGCCGUCACGGCGAAGGAUGGCACAACGCCGCCGAGACAUACUAUGGCACGCCAGCUUGGAACUGCUACUGGGCCGAAUUAGACGGCAAUAGCACGGCAACCUGGGCCGAUGCCUCUCUCACGGAAAACGGUAUCUCGCAAGCCCUGACCGCAAAUGCAUUCUGGCAAAAAGAAAUCAACGAGCAACGCAUCCACACACCCGACCACUACUAUGUCAGCCCAUUGACCCGCACUCUGCAAACUGCCAAUUUGACCUUCACAGGCUUGGAUUUGCCUAAAGGUAGCGCGAGCUUCAAACCGACGAUCAAGGAACUUUUCCGCGAGGGAAUCAGCAUUCACACCUGCGACCACCGUCGCAGCCGUAGCUACAUCCAUGAGAUGUUCCCUUCGUGGCCUAUUGAGAAAGGAUUCAGCGAAGAGGAUGAGCUGUGGAAUGGGGUGUUGGCGGAAACGAGUGGUGCGCAGGACAUUCGAAGUGCAACAGCACUCGGUCAGGUAUUCUUUGGUUCCUCGAGUAAGAAGGAGUCCUUUGUAUCGAUUACCUCGCAUUCUGGUGAGAUUUCGUCGAUUUUGAGGGUCUUGGGACACCGCACGUUCAAACUGAAUACCGGUGCUGUUAUUCCUGUCUUGGUCAGAGCUGAAAAGACGGAUAAGAAGGCGACUGCUACUUCGGUUCCUUGGACUGCUGAACCUCACUGCACUGAGCCGCCCGUUUCGUCGGUCUCCGCUUGUGUCUGUCCUUCCAGUGCGGCCCCGGUCACUACGCCUUUGGCUACUGGCUUUUAA